AUGACUUCUUCUACCGUUUUCGUUUCUGGUGCUAAUGGUUACAUUGCUCAACACAUCGUUAAACAAUUGUUAGCUAAGAACUACAAGGUUAUUGGUUCAGUCAGAUCCCAAUCCAAGGGUGAAGAUUUAGCUAGUUUAGUCAACAAUUCUAACUUCUCCUAUGUUGUAAUCCCAUCAAUUAGUGACAAAGAUGCUUUCUACGAAGUUCUUCAAAAGCACCCCGAAAUCACUGUGUUCUUGCACACUGCUUCUCCAGUUACGUUUGAAGUGGACGAUGUUGAACGUGAUUUAUUAAGACCAGCUAUUGAUGGUACUGUUAAUGCCUUGGCUGCUAUAAAGAAAUAUGGACCUCAAAUUGAAAGAGUUGUGAUUACUUCUUCUGGUGGUGCUGUCCUCGGAUUCGACAAUUAUUUCGAAAGCGACAAGAUUUAUGACGAAGAAAGUUGGAACCCUAUCACCUAUGAAGAAAGUAAGUCAUCAGGUCCAGUUAAUGGUUAUUUCGGAUCUAAGAAAUUCGCUGAAUUAGCAGCUAUUGAAUUUGUUGAAACUGAAAAGCCAAACUUUGAUGUUACAUUCGUUACUCCAGUAUAUAACUUUGGCCCUCAAGCUUACGAAGUUAAGGACAAGUCUAAGUUGAACGUUUCUGCCGAAGUUGUCAAUACUGUUCUUAAAUUCAAAAAAGGUGAUGCUAUUCCUGAAUUUGGUAAUAUCUUUGCUGACGUAAGAGAUGUUGCUCGUGCUCAUAUUGUUGCUUUUGAAAGUGAGAAUUCCAAGGGCAAGAGAUUGUUAGUUGGUACCGAUAACUUCACUUAUGAUACUAUUGCUUAUAUUAUCAAUAAACAUUUCCCAGAGGUUGAGAUUCCUCAAGGUGAUUUAUCGAAAAAUGAAGCUAUUUAUAAGCUGAUGGUUCAAAAGUAUGAUAAUUCAAAAACCAAUGCGAUUCUUGGGUUUGAUUUGAUUGGUCUUGAACAAUCCAUUGUUGAUACAGUUAAGCAGCUUUUAGUUUAA
Molecule: messenger RNA, 1008 nt
Organism: Spathaspora passalidarum NRRL Y-27907
Lineage: Eukaryota; Fungi; Ascomycota; Pichiomycetes; Serinales; Debaryomycetaceae
Exons: 1
Coding region: 1-1008 (335 amino acids)
Molecular function (GO): oxidoreductase activity, acting on the CH-OH group of donors, NAD or NADP as acceptor
Source: RefSeq, a predicted model, not a curated record